Messenger RNA from Eutrema salsugineum, 1138 nucleotides. RefSeq names its product LIM domain-containing protein WLIM2a. NCBI's taxonomy places the organism in Eukaryota, Viridiplantae, Streptophyta, Magnoliopsida, Brassicales, Brassicaceae. Gene Ontology annotation, biological process: actin filament bundle assembly. Gene Ontology annotation, cellular component: plasma membrane; actin cytoskeleton. Gene Ontology annotation, molecular function: actin filament binding. The record is from RefSeq and is a predicted model, not a curated record. The coding region runs from base 317 to 928 and encodes 203 amino acids. The transcript is spliced from 6 exons.
AAGGAAAAAAAAAAAAAAAGAGAGAGAGCUAAAGCGUUAGAUAAAAAUCUCAUUAUUUUGUCGAUCGUGCUCAAUAAUCAUUACCUUUCAUCUUCGUCGUCGUCUUCUUCUUCUUCUUCGCCGCCUUGAUCUUUACGAUUUCCCUUUCCCUUUCAGCUCCAGUUUCAACCUGCAUUUCUCUAUCCUCAAUUUUGCGUUGAUCAGAUCGACGGAGAGGGUUUGUGGGGGAGUGAGGAAGACGAAGAGAUUUUUCUUAAACCUCUUUAAUGUGUGAUCUUUCGACGUGAAGGACAAUAGUGAAGAAGCCAAAGCAAAAAUGAUGUCGUUUACAGGAACUCAACAGAAAUGCAGGGCGUGCGAGAAGACAGUGUACCCUAUGGAGCUUCUCUCAGCUGAUGGAGUCCCUUUUCACAAGUCUUGCUUCAAGUGCUCUCACUGCAAAAGCAGGCUUCAACUGAGUAAUUAUUCAUCAAUGGAAGGUGUGUUGUACUGUAAGCCUCAUUUUGAGCAGCUCUUCAAGGAGACUGGUAGUUUCAACAAGAACUUUCAGUCACCUGCAAAGCCAUUAACUGACAAGCCAACCCCUGAGCUGACAAGGACACCUAGCCGAGUUGCUGGAAUGUUCUCUGGAACUCAAGACAAAUGUGCUACUUGCAGUAAAACCGUGUAUCCUAUCGAAAAGGUAACUGUGGAGAGCCAGUGUUACCAUAAAUCUUGCUUCAAGUGUUCACAUGGAGGAUGCCCGAUUUCUCCAUCGAACUAUGCAGCUCUCGAGGGGAUUUUGUACUGCAAACACCAUUUCGCUCAGCUUUUCAAGGAGAAAGGAAGUUACAAUCACCUCAUCAAAUCUGCUUCCAUCAAACGCUCUGCUGCUGCUGCUACAGCUGCAGCUGCUGUAGCUGCUGUAGAAGCCAUUUCCGAAUCUUGAAUUCGCCCAUUUUUAAGUUAAAAAAAAUAUAAAAAGUUUCUACCAACCAGGUUUCAGUUUGUGUCUGUCUUUGGUGUGUGUAAUGUUUUGUUUUUACCUGUAUUCACUUCUUCAUGCUCUUCUUGUGUUCCAUAAUGAACCAGACAUAAGAUUCUCGUAGGUCUCUCUUGAGUUUGUUCUUGUUAUGAUUAUAACUCUCGGUUCCAGUUC